UUAAUGCAUCUUUUGUUUCCUCUUGGGUUUCGGCGGGACGGGAGCAGCAUUGCAUGGAUUUCAGGGAAUAGGAGGACGGCGGAAGCGGCGAAAGUUGCGAUACACUGUUUCCGAAAUUGUAGGUUUCCAUUUGCUUUUGAUUCGUGGUAAAGCUGGUAAAUCACUGACGCAUUACUGAAAGUGUUAUGAGUGACAACUACUGUGAAUGACGCUUAGCGGCUGACUUUACUGAAGACAAAUUCAACACAACGUACUUGUCCAAUGUUUUAAAUUAUUUAAAGUGAAUGUAAAAAAACAAAGAAAACUAAAUUUACAAGAAACUGCAGUUUCAAUUUCUUUCGUUUUGUAAAGUAGUAAGUUGCGAAAGUAGAAAGAAUUGGCUGAAUUUAGUUCGAAAUUUGUUUGGGAAUCAAGUUAAUUUGGCAGAACAAAUCAUGGCUGAACAAAUACCAGAUUCAAAGAAGUUUAUACCAUUCUUCAAGGCAUUACCAGAGGUAAAUUUUGAUGUUCUUCCAAUUGUAAAAGAUUUAGAUCUUGCCCAAAAAAGUAAAGAAGCUUUGAAAACCUCUUCUACAAUUAGAUUUUUUAAUCGAGGUGAUUAUUAUACUGUUCAUGGAAGUGAUGCUAUCUUUGUAGCAAAAGAACUCUACAAGACCACAAGUUGUGUUAAAAUAUAUGGCUCUGAAAACAACACUCUUGAAUCACUGUCCUUAAGCAAAUCAAAUUUUGAGUCUUUUGUCCGUGAAUUGCUUUUGGUGAAACAAUAUCGAGUAGAAGUUUACGUAAACAAGGGAAGAGUUAAUGCUGACUGGGUAGCAGAGUUCAAGGGUUCUCCAGGUAAUUUGCAACAAUUUGAAGACAUUCUGUUCAGCAACAAUGAACAAAUGAACAGUACUGCUGUCAUUGCAGUAAAAAUUGGAGGUGAGGGGAAAAAUAAGGUUGUUGGUUUGGGGUAUGUAAGUGUGUCAGACAAACAACUGUCAGUUUGUGAAUUUCCUGAUGAUGAUCAUUUUACCAACUUGGAAGGUCUCCUGGUUCAACUGGGACCAAAAGAAUGCUUAUUACCAGCAAGUGAAUCCAGUCAGGAUUACAAUACCAUUAAAGAAGUAAUGGAAAAAUCUGGAGUGAUGGUGACACCCAGGAAAAAGAAUGAAUUUACCACUACAGACUUGGCUCUUGACCUCAAUAAACUUGUUCAUUUUCAAGAAGGUCAACAAGAUAAUGCGAUGGCAUUACCUGAAAUGUCCCUUCAAACUGCUAUGGCUGGAAUAGCUGCUAUUAUUAAAUAUUUAGAGGUCUGUGGAGAGAAAACAUAUGAAAAUGUAUUUUCUGUGAACACUUUGGAUUUGUCACGUUACGUCCACAUGGAUGCUGCUGCUGUCAAAGCUCUGAAUAUUUUUCCUCCCUCCUCCUCAACUCCUGCAGAUGCAAAUAACAGCAUUCUGGGAUUGUUAGACAAAUGUAGAACUCCUCAAGGCCGCAGAUUAUUAAUGCAGUGGAUAAAACAACCUUUGCGGGAUGUAAAUGCAAUUACAGAAAGACAUGAUGUUGUGGAAGUUCUCAUCAAUAAUCCUGAGACUUUCAAUAAUAUGUAUGAGAAACAUCUUUGUCAAGUUCCUGAUUUUCACAAUCUAUCUAGAAGAUUACUUCAUCGCAAAGCAACAUUACAAGAAUGUUAUCGAAUAUACCAAGCUGUAAGUACUUUACCUGAGAUGGUGACUACAUUGAAAGCUCCCCAAGUAUUAACUAAGCUUCAGGCCGUAUUUGUUGAACCUCUAGAAGAACUACUGGGAGACAUGGAAGGUUUUAAGAAGAUGAUUGAUUCUACAUUAGAUAUGGAAGAAGUUGAAAAGGGCAAUUACCUCAUAAAAUCUUCUUUUGACCCUGAUCUAGAAGAAUACCGAUCAACAAUGGACGCUGCUUUGAAAGACAUGGAGAACCAAGUUCCAAAAGUGGCAUCUGAUUUGGGGCUUGAAGCUGGCAAGUCGGUAAAGCUCGAAUCGAGCCCUCAUCUUGGAUAUUACUGUCGAAUUACCCUCAAGGAAGAAAAAAUUCUACGCAAUAAAAAGCAGUAUGAAAUAAUAGAUACAAGUAAAAGUGGUGUUCGGUUUCGCAAUGCUAAGAUGAGUCAUUUAAAUUCAACUUACCAAGAAGCAUGGUCCAAAUACAAUGAACAACAGAAGUCUGUAGUCACUGACCUCAUUGAUGUUGCAGAAUCUUUACAUAGUCUUGGAAAUGUCACAGCGCAAUUGGAUGUACUUACUAGCUUUGCUAAUGUGGCAAAAGCUUGUCCUCAGAAUCCAUACGUUAGGCCUGUGAUGCAUGAAAUGGGAUCAGGAGUGUUGUCAUUGAAACAAGUUCGACACCCAUGCAUUGAAUUAUCUGUUCAGUUCGUUGCUAAUGAUGUCUACUUUAAACAAGGUGAAUGCACAUUCAGCAUCAUCACUGGACCAAACAUGGGAGGCAAGAGUACAUAUAUACGAUCUGUAGGUGUGAUUGUCCUUUUAGCUCAAAUGGGCUGUUUUGUGCCUUGUGAAAGUGCAGAAAUUUCUGUUGUUGAUGGCAUUUUAGCUCGAGUAGGGGCUGAUGAUUGCCAAGUGAAGGGAAUGUCAACAUUUAUGAAAGAAAUGGUGGAGACAUCCAGCAUUCUAAGAACCGCAACAAAAAAUUCCCUGGUUAUCAUUGAUGAGCUUGGAAGAGGAACAUCCACUUAUGAAGGUUGUGGCAUUGCGUGGGCUAUUGCAGAGCAUUUGGCAAAAGAAGUGAAAGCAUUCUGCCUGUUUGCUACUCAUUUCCAUGAGCUUACACAUCUGGCUGAAGAAGUGUCAACCGUUCAGAAUUAUCAUGUUGAAGCAAUAAUUACAAAAGACAAGUUGGCUUUGACACAUGAUGUGAAACCUGGACCUAGUGAUGAGAGUUUUGGCAUCCAUGAUGCCAAAUCAAAACAGGCCGAGUUGGAAGAUUAUCAAGGAUUGAAUUUUGCUUCUGAUAGAGCCUCAAAAAGAACGAUAAUAAAGGAAGGAAAGGAGAUAAUGAAUCAAUUUCUUGAAAAAUGUAAAAAACUGGAUGUAGACAAAAUGAGUGAAUCAGAAGUGAUGCAAGAAAUAGAUAAGUACAAGGAAGAAGUAAAAGCAAAGAAUAAUCCUUACAUAGAAGCACUUUUCCUGCAACUUUCAUCGUAAUUUGUUUUCACAUUUGAAUGUGGUACAAAUGAACUGAAUGCCCUUCAAAAUGUUAAAUUUCAUAAGUGGAUAUGAACACUCAAGUAAGUUAUUUUAUUGCAUUCCUAUAUGAAUUACUGAAGAAGUUAAUAUUAAAAAAUUCAACAUUUGUGAUCAUUUUGACUGAAAUGCAUAGCAAAAUCAUGAAAAGAUUAUCUUUGUAUAAGAAUGUAUUGUAUAUAAGAAGUUGUACAUGGAAAAUACAUAUGUCAGCAUGUG
Molecule: messenger RNA, 3440 nt
Organism: Gryllus bimaculatus (two-spotted cricket)
Lineage: Eukaryota; Metazoa; Arthropoda; Insecta; Orthoptera; Gryllidae
Source: the annotation of a GenBank genome assembly